AGCUUCAUUAAUAGACCAACAGUCAGACCAUGUUUCGGUUGCGAGUCUCCGCGGUCCGUCUCCUUGGGAUUGUCAUGCUUUCAUGUAUGUCUACAGAAUCAACCUCCCCAGAGUACCACUACUACAACCAGACCCUGAGCUGGAGCGACGCGCGGAGCUUCUGUCGGGUCAAGCACAGCGACCUGGCCACCGUGACCUCCAUGGAGGAGGCCCAGCUCCUGGCCCAGACCGCCGCCGGCCGGGGCGACGCCUGGAUCGGUCUCCAUUUCAAUGGAAUCGCCAGGUGGCUGUGGUCGGACGGAAGCGGAGCGCUGUCUAGUUCGUAUUGGUUGGCAGGGGAGCCCAACCCAUCGGAUUGCAGCCCGGAUUGUUGCGCAGAGAUGACUGGGGGCUGGAACGAGGGCUGGAACGAUCUCAAGUGUACCCUUGCACGUCGUCUUGUGUGCCAAGGCAACCCAUAA
Messenger RNA from Gadus morhua (Atlantic cod), 461 nucleotides. Its product is annotated as CD209 antigen-like protein B. NCBI's taxonomy places the organism in Eukaryota, Metazoa, Chordata, Actinopteri, Gadiformes, Gadidae. Bases 30 to 461 code for a protein of 143 amino acids. The transcript has 4 exons. The record is from RefSeq and is a predicted model, not a curated record.